Trichobilharzia regenti is the source of this 519-nucleotide messenger RNA. NCBI's taxonomy places the organism in Eukaryota, Metazoa, Platyhelminthes, Trematoda, Strigeidida, Schistosomatidae. The record is from the annotation of a GenBank genome assembly.
AUGGAACCCUUCGUAAAUAUAUUUUUCGCUAUAGAUGAACAACAAAAUGAAACGAUUACAAGAGAUGAAUUAAAGCGUUAUGUGAAACAGCAUCGUUUAGAUGAAGGCAUGAUAUCGAGAUGGCAAACUCUAUUCGAUCCUGGAAACACUGGUAUAAUAACUUUUCAAAAAUUCUGUGAUGUACUUGGCGUAAAACCUGAACAGGCACGUAACCUACGCAAGAGUGUAGUCAAUAAGAAACCACUCCCACCGGAUUUACAAAUCAUUUCACAAAAUAUGCCACUUGAAGAUCAAUACCAGAUAUUUGAUCAAGUUCGACAAAUGCUGGACAGUAAAAUGUCAGAACAAGAUUUAUCCAGGGGAUUAAAACAAUGGCUUGAUAAAACAUUUGAUCCUUCAUGGCAUGUUGUCAUUGUCGAUGGAUCCUAUUGGAUUUCAUAUUCACAUCAGCCGGAGCAUUCAUUGCAAUUUAAACUAGGUCAAAAGUGUUAUUUAUUAUGGAAAACACCAAAAUACUGA